GAUUCACCCUUAUAACUCGAAUCUUUUGAAUCGCGAUUCUUUCAGUUGCCCUUCCUGCGAGUUACAACCCCGUGUUAUUCUUUUAUUGUGAAAUGAACAAUUCACUGAAUCGUUCAUUCGUUUCGUUAAAAAUACCGAGUCGAUAAGAAUGUCUAACAACAACACCAGUACGAAGUAAUGUUACCUGACCAAUGCUGGAAUGUGAGACUUAAUUAAGUGUUCAACAUCUUUUAUAAUCAAUUUGUGUGUCCUUCUGUCAACAAAUAUUUUAUAUUUGUGUUUGUAAACGGAUGCAAUGGUUGCUUCAUCAGAAAUGCUCAUCUCUGCCGCACAGAAGUUAUUGUGUCCUCGUAAGAAACGUUUAUCCCCGUCCACAUGUCUUGAUGUGACUGUUCAAAUAAUGGCUGUGGAUCUGGGCGUCAAACCUGCGCUGCUUUACGACAGUAAUGCAGCAUCUCCAGAGCAGCUUCAGAUGUACCUCAAAUCUCUACAGGAGGCUGGUGUUGUAACCAAUCCACUACGGAUUCUGUCAAUUGAUGAAAACACAUUCAUUUUUAAUCCUGCCACUAUUGAGUCCCACUUGGAUGAUCUUCUCCAAAGCAAAAGUGUCCUCCUGAUUGACGUAUGUCCCUCAAUAAAACAACCUGUCUUGGUUGGUUUUGAAAAGACAACCGAGGAUAUGAUCAAAACUCUUUCAGAACUCUUCAUGAGUGAGCUGGAGAAAGGCUCCUCAGUGAUUGUGUUGGGAGAGGAACUGUAUAAUGACUGGAACUUGUGCACUCUUUUUGGACUCCUGUUAGGUUAUCCAGCCGCAUACUGGUUUGACCAAACGAAAGGAUUUGGGAACUGUCUGUGUAUGACACCACUGGUGGUGAGCACGGUUUGGGUCAAAUGGCAGAUAGAUGACAUAAAUCAUCGCUGUUAUCUUUACUCAUUUAGUGUUCCUGAAGAGCUCUGGUCAGAAGUACAAAGUCAUGUGCAACGGUGGACUGAGCACCUGAGAGAGAGAUUUAACAAACAGCCGGUUCUGACUGAUCUCUGCUUUUCUAGAGAUACUGUCACUUUGCCCUCUGUGACACUUUGAAUAAACCUGAUUAAUGUUU
Molecule: messenger RNA, 1103 nt
Organism: Carassius carassius (crucian carp)
Lineage: Eukaryota; Metazoa; Chordata; Actinopteri; Cypriniformes; Cyprinidae
Gene: c17h1orf74
Product: chromosome 17 C1orf74 homolog
Exons: 1
Coding region: 296-1084 (262 amino acids)
Source: RefSeq, a predicted model, not a curated record